Molecule: messenger RNA, 2460 nt
Organism: Spodoptera exigua (beet armyworm)
Lineage: Eukaryota; Metazoa; Arthropoda; Insecta; Lepidoptera; Noctuidae
Source: the annotation of a GenBank genome assembly
AUGGCGGAGGAGGAGAAAGAAAAGCCGGAGGAGUUUGUGAAAAUAGUUCCCUCUAUGGUAAAACGGCCUAAGAUUGCUUGGAGCGAUGACUUGAGCCACGACUCUGAAGAAGAUAGAGAACGCGAACGCUUAGCCCAGCUAGAACGUGAACUAGAACAAACGCCAGUGAAGCCAAUCUACGAACCAGAAGAGUUAAAGAAGCUUGUAGACUACGUCGUAAGGAUGACCACAAUAUUUGACCUCCGGCCUGAAGACUGGACAGAAGAAACAAGAGACCAGAUCGAGAGCUGGUUCCUUGAACCGAAGAACCUCAUACUCUGCAUAUAUUUUAAAGGGGAUAAGCUUAAAGCUAGUCAUGAUAUACCUCUGACGCCUGUUUAUGAUUUGACAUAUUUCAUAAGACCUCCUGAUUUUGUGUUUAAAGCUGAAACAUUUCAUGAUGAUAUCGUCUUCGGAACGUUCAGGGAUUCUAUUGAAUCGAAUGUGAUUAACAUGAUGGAGUACGUGUAUGCUCCUUAUUUCUUCGCCAUUACUACUUGGCCUGAUAGUGUCAAAAGCGAGUUCUGCACCCACAUCCACACGUUUCUCGCUAAACUAACAGACAUGUAUUAUAAAAUGUUGGGUCUAACUGUCCUAUACAUACCUCGGGAAGGUCAAAACCUGUCAUUCGAAAAAGCCAGUGCAGAUCGUGAGCUGGUGAAAAGGCUUGAAGGUGUAGUGGUCUAUUGGACCCACCAGAUCAAGUCGUGCUUAGAAGAUACGGCUUUUGUUGCAUCGCAGAAGGAACUGUUGUGUCCUAGCGAUGAAUAUGAUUUCUGGAUUUAUAGACAUGAAAACCUGAACGCCUUGCUGCACCAACUCAAAAACCCAGCAGUGAAACACAUCACCAAGAUCCUCGUCACCACACAUUCCACCUUCAUACACCAAUUCCAAACACUUUGCGAAGAAAUUGUCCGAAAGGUCCGAGAGGCGACAUCUAACAUAGAGUUCUUGCAGAUUAUAAAGCAGCCUUGUGCAGUCCUGGAGUGCGUGGUUGACCCUGACGAGAUAGCGAAGCACAUACCUAAUAUUAUCAACUUAUUUCGCUUCAUCUGGAUGGAAUCUCCGACUUACAACUCAGAAACGAGAAUCACAAAUCUUUUCAAAGCUUUAAGCAACCAGAUCAUCAUUCUCUGCCGGAAUUAUAUUAAAUUGGAUGAUCUUUUUGAUGGAAAAACGAUCAAAGCUUUAGGUGAAUUUAGUAAGUGCAUUGAUUGCUGCAAGAAGUAUAGGGAGAUUUACGACGUGAUGGCGGAGGCUCAUAACGAGGAGAAUCCAAACAGCUGGGAGUUAGACACUGGAUCUAUCUUCAACUAUAUCGACUCGUUCAUUCAAAGGUGCUUCGACAUGCUCGAUGUUUGUAACUGCAUGAUUAUUUUCGGAAGAAUUAACGAAUACGAAACUAUAAGCAAACCAUGCUUUGGUGGGGCACGGGGCGAACAGUUCGAGGCCAAAUGCGAGAAGAUAGAACGCAUGUUCUUCUCAGCUUUGUUGGACGUAAAGGGUGUGGUAAAUACCAUCUUGGACGUGCAAGCACCAUCGUGGUAUGAUGACAUAUUAGCCUUCAGGACUGUCAUCAAGGAUAUAGAGAUUAUCAUAGAGAAUCUGGUGGACACCGUGUUUGAAGGCGUCAACCACGUGGAGGAGGCUGUGGUCGCACUGUAUUCCCUAAAUAACUAUUCUAAACGGAAGAACUUGAAACGUGUCUUCAGGAGAAAGACUUCGGAGAUGUGGUCGAUGUUCAGUGAAGAGGUGCAAGAGUCGAAGAAGGACAUGGUAUCCACACGGAGCCACUACCCAGCUGACAUGCCGUCAUACGCUGGCAGGGCGUCCGUGCUCAAGAUGCGGAAGAAUCGCCUUCUUUAUCUAAAAAACGUAAUGACAGACGCGUCUGCGUGGCUACUGCCCUGCAGCAGCUCUGAAGAUGUGAUAAUGCACGUGAACAGACUGAUGGGAGCUAUCGAUGUAGCCAUAAGAGAACUCUGGAUAGCUUGGACGCACAACUUGGAUGAAAACUGUGGCGCCGGGCUGAACAAGACUUUGAUGAGAAAGAGCGCUGAUAACCCUGGACUGUUGGAGUGUAACAUUGAUGUGAACAUUCUAGAACUCUGCAAUGAAGCGGCACACUGGGAGAACUUGUUGAUGGACAUCCCUCAACACGCUUUUCAGGUUUACUCAAAAAGCUCGACUGUGAACUACGUAUACGAGAGCGUACUGGCUGUGGUGAAGGGAUACAACAAGAUAUUGGAGUCUCUGUCUGACGAGGAGAGACUGCUGUUCAGACCUCUCAUCAUGGACCACAACGCGACUCUUAUCAUAAGCGGCGUGAUCUGGGUGACGUCCCGCCUGCAGGCGCCAUGUUCAGUUAAUUCACGGAAGUUAAGCAUGUCUCAUGUUGGAGUAACUAUUCAGAAACACUAA